Molecule: messenger RNA, 4709 nt
Organism: Cheilinus undulatus (humphead wrasse)
Lineage: Eukaryota; Metazoa; Chordata; Actinopteri; Labriformes; Labridae
Product: leukocyte elastase inhibitor-like
Exons: 10
Coding region: 179-1654 (491 amino acids)
Biological process (GO): negative regulation of endopeptidase activity
Molecular function (GO): serine-type endopeptidase inhibitor activity
Source: RefSeq, a predicted model, not a curated record
ACCACCUCUUCUUUCGGACAGGACUCGUGUUUGCCAGUUUUUCCUUGGAAUUAAAUCUUUCCAGCUUCAGGGUGCCGACCUAAGUCAAGAGUACAGGGGAGACUUUGUGGUCUGCUGCAGGACUGAAGCUACAAGUAGCUCAACUUUCUACUGGGCAGUGCAACUCACCAAACAGUGGAUGCUACACUUCAUAGCUCUGCUCUUUUUACUGGAUACAAUGGCAUCAACAACAUCAUCUUCAUCACCACCACUGUCUCUGGCCAAAGCUAACAGCACCUUCUCUCUGGAUCUGUUGAAACAGCUGAGUGAUGAAGACAAAAAGGCAAAUAUCUUCUGCUCCCCAUUCAGCAUCACUUCAGCUCUGGCCAUGGUGAUGCUGGGGACGAGAGGCUCUACGGCUGCACAGAUAUCAGAGGUUCUGGGCUUCACUGAGGGAGAUCAACCCAAGGAGGAAGGAGAGCCACCCAAGGAGGAGGGAGAGCAACCCAAGGAGGAGGGAGAUCAACCCAAGGAGGAGGGAGAUCAACCUAAGGAGGAGGGAGAUCAACCAAUGGAACAAGAGCAGACACAGAUGAGAGUGCAGAUGAGGUACCCAACUCGAUGCCAGAUGCAGAUGCAGCAGCGGAUGAAGAUGCAGCUACAGCAGGCCAGCAGGCUGCCACCUUACCUACGCCAGUGCCUCAAACCUCAGACUGGAGAUGAUGGAGUCCAUGCUAAAUUAGGCCAGCUGCUGAAAGAUCUCAAUAAGGAAAACGCUGCGUAUGCCAUCAGUCUCGCCAACAGGCUCUAUGGGGAGCAGACCUACCACUUUAAAAAUGAUUACCUUUUAAAAACAAAAAAACAUUACAGCGCUGAGCUGGAGUGUGUGGACUUUAAAGCCAAGGCUGAGGAGGCUCGAGCCACAAUCAACCGCUGGGUGGAUGACAAGACAAAAGGUAAAAUCAAAGAACUGCUGCAGGAGGGUGUGGUGGAUGGCUCAACAGUACUGGUGCUGGUCAAUGCCAUCUACUUCAAGGGGAAAUGGGCCCAAAAGUUCAAUGAGAGUGACACUGCUGAAGAACAGUUUAGAAUAACCAAGAAUGAAGCUAAAGCGGUGAAAAUGAUGCGCCAGAAGAGCAAAUUCUCUUUCAGGGCUAUUCCUGAGGCCAAAAUCAAGGUUCUGGAGAUGCCCUACGAGGGGGGCGACAUCAGCAUGAUUAUCCUCCUGCCUGAUGAUAUCAUGGAUGACAGCACAGGCCUGGAGACGCUAGAGAAGACGCUGACCCAUCAGAACUUUGUGGAUUGGACACGUCCAGACAUGAUGAACAUGGAGGAGGUGACUGUGAAGCUUCCUCGUUUUAAUCUGGAGGAGAGUUACAACCUGAAUGAAGUGCUAAAGAAGAUGGGCAUGGUGGACGUUUUUGACGUCUCAAAGAGUGACUUCUCUGGUAUGUCUCUUGCCAACAACCUGGUCCUGUCCAAAGUCAUCCACAAGGCGAAUGUGGAAGUGACUGAGGAGGGGACGGAGGCGACUGCAGCAACUGGGGCUGUCGUUGCUGAGCGCGCUGCAGAACUCUCAUCUGAAUUUUUUGCAGACCACCCCUUCCUCUUUUUUAUCAAGCACAUCCCCUCCAAGACCAUCCUCUUUUCAGGUCGAUUCUGCAACCCAGAGUAAACACGCCUGCAUGUCCUGCAGACACGGACAGACGUGUCAAAGGUCGCCCAUCUGUCAUAAACAACAACAGCGCCUCUACUUUUCAUUCUUAAUUUUUUGUUGUUUUGGGUAAAUGUUGGUGAUGAUUGUAUCUCUAUUUGUGAUUUUGAAGCCAUAUUAUCCCUUAUGGAUUGUUUUGUAUAUUUUCCCAGCUGUUUUUGUAAUCUGUUUUCUUUUAUGGCUAUCUCAGGUCUUUUGGAUGAUUUUUUUUUUGCAGUAGGCCAUUUUUGUGUCUUUUUUGUUGUUGUUGUGUUGGAAUGGUUUUGCAUUUUUCUUGUCUUUACUUGGUUUUCUAGUAUAUUUUUGUGGUUUCAUAUCAUUUGCAUGCCCCCUUUAAUUGUUUUGUGUCUGUGCUUUGUCAUUUUUAUCCCUUAUUUUUCGAGUUGCAUCUAUAGAGCUUAUCAUGUCUUCAUUUCAUUGGGCCUCAUUCAUCAAUACCUUCCCAAGAUUUCUUAAAUUUGAGAAACCUACGUGUAAUACACAUUCAAUACACAUUGUUCAACUACGGAAUUGUUUGCACCUAUGUUCUCAAAUGAAUGAAUGCCAUGCAAUCGUAAGCUGGAGGGAUGUGCAUAGAGUAACACCCCAUUUAUGCCCGUAAUAGGGCAUGAGAGUGCAGGGCAGUGUGCAGACACAGAAGGCACACAGGAGUGAAAGGAAAAGUGAGUUAUAAAAGCAUUUGAAUGCCUGUGAAGAUAGGUUUUGAUGUUUAAAUAAGUUUCUAAUGAUAUUACUCAGAAACAUGCUAAAUUUAAGUUAACAUCAAACACUGCAUGUUUGAAUUAGUACUUGACCAUACUUACAUCAUUUGUGCUUAUUAUUUACUUUAUACUUACAGACCCAUAGGUUUGUAUCUGCACAAAGACAAAAGAAAAAAAAUAUAACACAAAACAACAACUAAAGAAAUGAUUCUAAGUGCAUUGUCAUACGCUACUUGUCGCUUUUUCAUUACUGCUUUACUGUAGUGGCACCAUUUGUGAGCAGUGUAAAGUAGAGUACAGUCAGCUCUAGAAAGCACCAUUUUAACAUUGUCUGUACACAUUUCAAAUUUGAAUGCCUGAGGAUUAGCUUGUGCAUAUAAUUUACAGCAUUGAUGCUGAACAUAGUCAUCGUCACCCAAGUCAUUCCUGAUAAUGUGCCUCAGAUAUUUGUCUUUGUUCACCACGCUGAAGGCCUGAUCAGAGAUAAAGAAACUGGAGCAGAUUCUGAGAAGUUGCUGACAGCCUGUGCUGUAAGGUGACAGGAGGACCAAGUUAUCAGCAUAUGUCAGAUGCUAAUUCAUACAAUUGACUUUAAGUGUUGAACUAAUGAAACUCUGUAAAAAAAAUUCAAAAAAAAAAAGAAUUACAAAUUAUUUUCAUUGUGUCAUUCUUAGUCUAACAUAUCUGAGUGCUGGUGAGUACAAAACUAAAUAUUUUAUCCUGUCAUAUCAGAACUCAAAUGUUCAUAAGAGUGCUCUCGAGUAUUCUUGGAUUUUGUUCUUAACUAAAGACUAAUCAGUGGUGAAUGAGUGAAUGAGGCCUAUUGUUUUGUGUUCCUUUAUCCUUAUGAGAUCCUGCGUUUAAAUGUGAGGAUUUUAAUUUUGCUUUCCUACAACAUACUUAUUAUUCUGCAAUUACAACUGAAAAUAAUUUAAUAAUUUCCAUAGAAGAUCAAAUAUUUUCCCUGGAAUGUUGGGAGAAUUUGAUUUGAAAUUUUCAGAAAUUUUUAAGAAACUUUUUGGAGAUAUGUUUUAUAUUUUGGCAAGUUUGAUUUAUGUUUGGGGAAGAUUUGCUUUAAAAUAUGAACAUACUUUCUAUUUAUUUGUAAAUUUGAGGGGUUUGUUUUGUUGAAAAAUUAGGGGGGAACUUCCUUUGGAAUUUUUCCUGAUUUUUUUUAGGAAAUGUACGAGAAUUUGGAUGUUUUGGGAAAUUUGUUUAGAGAUUUUUUUAGUUUUCUCUAUGAAACUUUGGGGGUAACUGUUAGCAAAUUUUAGGUGUUUUGUUUUAAAAUUCGGGGUGUAUUUUCUGUGAAAUUUUCCUGAAUUUUGUGGAAAUGUUAGGGAACUGUUUAGAUGUUUGCUGAAAAAUAAUCCAUCAUUUUCUAUGAAAUUAAAGGUUAAUUUAUUUUUUUACAUUUUGAAGAAUUUGAUUAGAAAUGUCGAGUGAUAUUAGCUUUAAGAUUUGGAGAGUUUGCUUGAUUUUUUUCUGGAAAUGUCAUUAAAUCUUUCAGGAGAAAUUUUUAAUAAUCUUUAGGCUUUUCUAAAAGUUUCACUGAAACAUUUGGGGAACAUUUAAGGAUUUUUUUUUAUAUUCUGGGAUUUUAAAAGACUUCUAAAGGAAUUUUCACUAUAUGUUUGGUAAUGUCCUGGAAUUUUUUUUUCAUAUGUUUUGGAAAUGUAAUGAUUGUAAAGGAGAUGUUCCAAGACCUCCAGACCUCAAGGAAAACAAACAAACAAAAGCUCAGUUCUAAGGAAAUUUUAGUUGUUUUGUACCUUUUCUAAUUGUUUUUAUCGGGAUAUUUCCAUUCCUUUGUGGCCUUUUCAUGACUCUCGUCCUUGCAGUAUUCCGUCCAUGCCUGCAGAGCAUUGUGGUUGAACCAGGUGUUUGGAUAAAGCUGCUGUAGCUAAUAGCAUACAUAAUUGUUGGAAACAAUUGCUCCCACACUAUUGUAGUUUUCAUUUCUGUCACAUUUUCAAAAUUAAUAUUUUUAAAAUAAAGAUAGAAAUGAUGAAACUUUUGAAUAUGACGGAUAAUUUAGUCUUAUUUAAAUCUUUUGCGUGGGAGUAUUUUGCACACUUUAAUCCUGGUUUUUGACCCUGGUUAGAAACAGGCACAUAUAUUGUGUUUUCUUUGCUUCCAUGUCCACCAUGUUAGUUCAUUAUCUAUUUCCUGCACUGCUUCCUGUUGGGUAUCCUGCUCAAAUUCUUUUUAUCUGUAGUCAUUGUCCACACUCAACCUUCGUAUCAAUUCAUGAUCAGCCACAAACAAAGCUUUUGCACUUGUUCCCCUUUUACUCAGAGUGUUUCUGGGUUUUG